Anopheles arabiensis is the source of this 430-nucleotide messenger RNA. RefSeq lists its product as uncharacterized. The transcript is spliced from 3 exons. The record is from RefSeq and is a predicted model, not a curated record. Bases 5 to 343 code for a protein of 112 amino acids. NCBI's taxonomy places the organism in Eukaryota, Metazoa, Arthropoda, Insecta, Diptera, Culicidae.
CAGGAUGGCGGGAAGGGUGAUGAAGAAACUAGCACUUGCGGUGCUGGGAAGUUUGCUAGGGCUAUGCACCGUACUGGUACAGGGCAGUGAGGUUGAUAGUGAAACUGCGCUUACCGCACGAUCGGAUCAGUACUACGAUGAGAUGUGGUAUCGAUUCUGGACCUUUCCUGUGACGAUGGCCAUCAAGGCGAAGGUGGUGGCGUGGCUGUUGUUCAUCACGUACUUUAGCACGAUCAUGCAGGCACUGGUGUAUCAACGAACGGAACCCCAACUGCCGGAAAUAUAUUCCGUGCCGGCCCACGGCGAUUGGGGACAUCCGCCGAUCUUCACAAGUUGGGGCUAAACUCGUCAACGAUUCAGCGAAGCAAGGAUCACCACUAAGACUGAAACGUUCAAGUGUAUUUAUUUAAACAUAAUAAAAUUGUGGCUA